UAUUUUUUUACGUACGGAUGUAUUUCUUCAAUGUUCUAGGUAUAAUUGUUAAAUGUAUAUUAAGGCAUCAAAGGGUUAAACAGAAAAGAAAAAAAACAUUUGUGCUUUUUUUGCCGUGAAACAAGCAACAUAAACGAACAAAAAAAAUAUAAGACAUCUUCUUUUUAAUAAUACACAUUUUUAUAGCAGUAGGUAGCAAUUAGAUCGUAUUAAAUCAUUCUGCCAAAACAGUAUGAAUAUUUGUAAUACUACAUAUUUGUGGCAUGCUCCUUGAAAAGAUUGAAACAUCCGAUUGACAUUCACCCAACAUUUUUAAAACCAACUUGCAGUUUUUCUUUGUCAAUUCUUCAAUCAACAAGAUGCGGUGCAUGAAAACAUUUCCAAAGCCAUCAAUGCCAAGUUUUGAUGGACACCAUGUAUUCAUAGUUUCUUACUUAGGAGUGUUUCUGAACCUUUUCCAACCACAAGGAGUGUUCUUCAAUGUUCUUUUUAAAGGUGCAUAGUACACAUACUCCACUUAAUGACGACCAAUCUAAAUAAAGCAACAACUCUCGAUUGUGCCACCGAACUCGAGCGCGUCUGGAAACGCCUGAAAAACACGGUGACGCUCCUGAUAAACUCGUUUUCCUGACUUGACAUUCCUCCACGCAUUCCUGCCACAGACCGAGGUUCCCAUGUGUCUGAUUCACGCAGAAUUCAUCUCGGUCUUUGUUUAUUUCACUUGUACACACCGUCAAAGCCAUGCACUCACUUUUAAAAUACUCCUCAGGUCAAAAUACUGAAUGUUUCAAGUUUUGAACAUGCCCGAAAACACACCAGAUUUAGCAAGAAUGUGCAUUUUGUAGUGUUGCAGCAAUGUUGUUUUUUUAGCUCCCGAUAUACGUAAAUGCACUACUCUGCUGUGUGGUCACUCACUCACUUUUGUUACUAAAGUACAAUAGUAAAGUACAGAUACAUUGACAAAAAAAUUACUUAAGUAUAAGUAUCUAAGAAACAAAUACUCAAUGAAAGUACAAAAGUAUGUGCUUUAAAUUCUAAUUUACAAUUAAAAAGUUAUUUUUCCCGAUGCAAAAAUGUGCUAUAUAUAAUCAAAAAAACUCCCAAAUCGUAAGUUUUUUAAACUAAUCUAAAUAAUAUCUCCUGCCAAUAUGAUUAAAAGGAACCACAGAAGAUAAACGUUAGAAUGAUUUAUAAUAUACGUUGUCUGUCUGUGCGAUAAAAACUUGAAACGGAAACGCAACCGAUAAGAAAAUGCGGCUGGCUUGACCACGGAAUUAGUAAAUGCGGCUCACUUCAGAAAGCAAGCAGACAAAAAAAAAACAUAGGGAUUGCGUAAAAGGGUUUAUUGAACACACGAAAAAACACGCGAUCAUGAAAAGGGAGACAGAAAAAGGGUCGGUGACAGUACGUCGGAAUCAAUAAUAUUUUUAUUUUUUAAAUUUUUUUUAAGAGGGAAAACCGCAGCGAAAAGCAGACAAAUGAAAAAAAUAACAAGGCAAUGAUGCAACGAGCAAUGAAGGGCUAUACAAACUGUCAAAUGGCAGCAAGUCAAUACCUCGGCAAGCCGCCGAGGAUCGGUUUAAAGACGCUACUAGUCACAGUAUCUGUAAACCAUGUUUUAUUACAAAUUUCGUGUAAACAGUAGUAAUAACAUGUUAUGUAAUCAAUUUCAUAUUAUAACAUAAGUUUCAUGAUCACUGCAAAAUCCUUCAUAUUUUAAAUCCUUUCAUGCACGAUUUAUGAUAAUUUUUUAAACUUAUAGGGCAAUCAUUUAACCAAUUGGCUGCCAUUGACGGCAGUAGACGUCCAAUCUAUUUUGCGAUACCCCUCCCAGUCGUAUUGGAUUGGACAUCGAACGUCAUCAAUGGCCCUGAAAGAUGCGAAAUCCCGGCCAGUCCUCCCGGUUUAAAUGAAUUGGGCAUCUAUCGUCGGAAUGCAAUGAGUUCAAUACUAUAAACAAAAAAAUCUACUUCAUAGUGUGACUUAUGGCCAUAAUAAAUAAAUAAAUAAAUUACCAAAAAUAGUCACCAUUAUAAUCUCAAAUAGUACCUAGUAGUCAACAUUUCAUGUUGUAUCAAUUUCAUGUUUCAACAUGUUGAAUUCUGAAUAUCAAUGUUAUAAUUAUUACAAAUCAAAUGUUUUACCUUGAUAAAAAUGAUAUUCAAACGUGACAAAUUUUAACAUGAGCUUUUGUAUUAUCUGUAGUUCACCCGACAAAGUGACCAGUAAGUGUUUGCAUGUUUAAAGACUUACAAUUCCACAUCCUUUCCAAUAGGUUAAGUCUUCGCGGUGACUUGAGAGACACGACGAUCAAUGGCCUCUUACGCGAGGAGGCGCAGGCUCUCGGACGCCCUGACCCUCGAGCGAUCCGAGCAAGGAGCGUUGGUCAUUUCCAACAUUGACGACAUCGAUGGAGCCAAUCAGAGGCUGAGGGAAGGGGAUGAAGUCGUUGGGGCUACAAUCAACUUCGACCGAUUAUCCAAAGAGGAAGUGAUGGGCGUUCUGAAACUGAUGGAGCCAUAUGAUGACAAAAUCCAGGUCCUUACCAGGAGCAAUAUGAGCAAGAGUGUGGGGAAUGUCAACCACUUAGCCGUCAACCCUGAAACGAUGCUGCAGGAUUCUUACAACAAGCUCUACAAUUCCAAAAUUAAACGCUUCAUGCAUAAGGACUCGUCCGAUCGCAACAGCAUGGCAGACCUUGUGCAGACGCUCCCACGCAACACCAAACUGAGGAACGAUCAUGACUCAGACUUACCUCGCCUGGGCGUGGAUUUUGGACGCUUGAGUCCUAACAAGUUGGUCCGGCGUUAUAGCGCUGACUCAGAUUCCAGCUACGCUGCCUACACUACAGGAGCAUUUGCGCAGGAGGCCAACCUUAACCUACCGCCCCUGGGCGUGGGUCAGGUGAAAACGGCACAACAAGUUCAGAUGCCGCAGCUGCCGAACGGUCGCAUGAACAGUCUGAGUCUGGAUAGAGCUAACGCCGAACUCGGACCUGGAGUUUAUCUAAACGGAGAUGACGUGGAUGCCGCAGUGGCCCUCAGUGGCACUGACAGAAAAUUUCAAAUGUACAACCACUCUGACGGUUAUGCAGAAUUUGACUUAGACGGUGAUGACACAUCCCCCAAUGUGCAUCUGGCUGGACAGUCAUCUAGAUUAAAAGUGCCCGAGAUGGAUCUGAACGGUCAGAGUGGCCGAUUGAGUCUUCAGGGGUCCGCGUUAGAUGUUGAUGGCCCCUCAGGUGACUAUGAUGUCAAAGCACCCAUUUUCAGAGGUGAUUUCAGCAUGCCGAAUGCACAACUCAAAGGGGUCAGUGUGCCUACCCCUGCAGCUCGCUCCAAGGUCCCCUCUGGAAAGUAUAAGGCUCCAAAGUUCUCCAUGCCCAAGUUUGGUCUGCCAGCUAUUGAGGUUCCAGAUUUUGAUUUGGCUCAAUCUGGCAUGGACAUCUCCGGAAGGAUCGACAAACCUAAUGUCAAAGGUCUGAAGACACCAGACUGGAGUCUGAAAAGUCCAAAGAUAAAAGGUGACUUUGGAGGUCCUGACUUGGACCUCAGAGGUCCCAGCGUAGACAUGAAUGCUCCAAACAUGCCAAAAAUAAAGAUGCCUAAAUUUGGUCGCCCAAGCCUUAAAGGACCUGAGAUUGAUGGAGACCUCGAUGCCUUCGGAAUGGACGGCAAUGCGCCUAAAUUCAAACUCAAUGCCCCCGGUGCUGAUUUACAGAUGCCAGACAUUGAUAUUGACAGAAAAUUCAAGAAGCCAAACUUGAAUUUGCCUGAUUAUCAUUUCAAUGGUCCUAACCUGGAUUUAGGGUCUCCUGAUCUGGACCUCAGUGGUCCUAAUCUCCAAGGUGGAGUCAAUACACCUGAUUUUAAAAUGCCCAAACGCAGUCUGAAGGCCCCCAAAGUUGACUUCAAAGGCCCAGACUUGGACCUACCAUCAGGUAAACUGAACAUGCCAAAUCUUGACAGUCCAAAACUUAACCUGAAAGCUCCGAAGAUCAAAGGUGGCAUUGAUGGCCCCGAAUGGGACACAAACCUUGAUACCCCUAAGUUAGAGUUUAAUGCACCACAUGUUGACCUACCAAAUGCCAAACUAAAGAGUCCCAAAUUUGGUUUUCCAAGCCUAAAAACUCCUGACAUCGAUGCAGACUUUGAUGGUCCGGACAUGGAUGUCAAUGCACCCAAAUUCAAAUCUCCCAAAGCUAAUUUAGAUUUACCCAAUGUUGAUUUCGAUGGAAAAUUAAAAAAGCCAAACUUGAACAUGCCUGAUUAUCAUCUCAAUGAUCCUAAACUGGACCUCAAUGCUCCAAUUCUUAAAGGUGGGUUAAAUGCACCGGACCUUAAGUUACCCAAACUCAGUCUUAAGACCCCCACACUAGAUCUUAAAAGCCCAAAUUUGGACCUGCCAGAUGUUCAUGCCCCUGAUCUGAACCUGAAAGGUCCAAAAUUAAAAGGCGGAAUCCGUGGCCCUGACGUGGACUUACCUAAUGCGGACCUUAAGGCUCCCAAAUUAGAUAUGAAAACACCAGACAUUAAUAUUGGAUCACCAAAAACCAAAUUUAAAUUUCCUAAGUUGAAGGUUCCCAGAUUCAAGGGUCCAAGCCUUAAAGGUCCUGACAUUAGUGGAGACCUUGAUGGUCCAGACUUUGGCAUCAAUGCACCCACUUUAAAGCUGAAAGGUCCUGAUGCUGAUUUAGGGAUGCCAAAUGUUGAUAUUGAUGGAAAAUUUAAAAAGCCAAAAAUGAAGAUGCCCAAUUUAAAAGUAGAUGGUCCCAACUUAGAUCUUAAGUCUCCUAAACUGAACCUUAGCAGUCCUAAUCUCCAUGGUGGAAUAAAUACACCAGGUCUGAAAAUGCCCAAACUCAAGACCCCCACACUGGACAUCAAAAGCCCAAACCUGGACCUUCCAGAUAUUCAUGGUCCAGAUUUGAACCUGAAAGCUCCAAAGAUAAAAGGUAACAUUGAUGGCCCCAAUUUGGACUUACCCACUGCAGAUCUUAAAGGUCCUAAGUUAGAUCUGAAAACGCCUGACAUCAACAUGGGCUCACCGAAGGCCAAACUGAAGAUGCCCAAAUUUAAGAUCCCCAAAUUUGGUCGUCCAAGCAUUAAAAGCCCCAACAUUGAUGCAGACCUAGAUGGUCUAGACAUGGACAUCAAUUCACCCGCAUUAAAACUAAAAGGUCCCAAUGCUGAUGUAGAUAUGCCAAAUCUUGAUAUUGACGGAAAACUCAAAAAGCCAAACAUUCCUGAUUUGGAUCUCAAAGCUCCCAAGAUACGUGGUCCUGACCUGGGCCUUAAAUCUCCCAACCUGGACCUCAGUGGUCCUAAUCUCCAUGGUGGAAUCAAUGGACCACAUCUGAAAAUGCCCAAACUUGAUUUUAAAAGUCCUAAACUAGACCUCAAAAACCCAAAUUUGGAAUUGCCUGAUCUUAAUGGUCCCGACAUAAACCUAAAAACUCCUAAGAUCAAAGGUGGCUUUGAUGCUCCCAACUUGGACUUACCCAGUGUGGACCUCAAAGCUCCCAAGUUAGAGAUGAAAACUCCAGACAUCAAAAUUGAAUCGCCGAAAACUAAAUUUAAGUUACCAAAGCUAAAAUUCCCCAAAUUGAGGAGUCAAAGCCUUAAAAGUCCAGACCUAGAUGUUGAUCUUGAUGCUCCAGAUCUAGACAUCAAUGCUCCUAAUGUAAACCUCAAAGGCGCUAAACCAAACUUGGAUCUUGACAUUGGUGGGAAACUCAAGAAGCCAAACUUUAGUAUGCCAAAGCUGGAUUUGAAGAGCCCCAAACUGGACCUCAAUGCACCAAAGUUGGACCUCAGUGGUCCAGAUUUGGAUGUCAAGGCUCCUGACUUAAACCUGAAAGCACCAAAAGUCAAAGGAGGACUGGAUGUUGACACUCCUAACAUAAACAUUGGCUCACCCAAAGCAAAAAUGAAAAUGCCCAAAAUAAAAGUUCCAAAAGUCAAUCUGCCAACCCUGCGCGGACCGAACUUUGACGAUCCAGACUUUGACAUUAAUGCACCAGAUGUGGAUAUUGGAAGGCCAUCAGGCAAAUACAAGAAGCCUCACUUGAAAGUGCCGGAUGUGGAGCUGUCGGGACCAGACAUGAAGUCACCAAAGUACAAUGGGAAACUCAAAGGACCCAAUGUCGACAUGGAUAUCAAAGCACCAAAAGUCAAAGGCUCAUGGGACACCUCAAAAUUGGACCUGCCAGAGAUGGACCUCAAAGCCCCACAGAUGGACUUGAAAGCCCCAGAAGCAAAAUACAAAAAAACGCACAUAAAAAUGCCAAAUGGCUACGAGAUGGACCUGAAUGGAGGUGUGCAGAAACCGGAGCUCAGUUUCCCCGAUGUGAAGGGUCCAAAUUUUAAACCAACAAUGCCAUAUUUAGAUACGGAUGACAUUAGCCUCAACGGACCGGUUGUGAAUGUGCCAGGAAGCAAUGUCAAGCUCAGAACUCCAGAUCUGGACGUCGAUGGGUCCACUCUCAACUUCAGGAAGUCUUUGCAUGGUGGCUCGGGUGUGCCACUGCCAGGGCUUGACUUGGACCAGGACUUGAUACAUUCUUACGUUGACGGGAGACCCCAAUACUCGAUGGAUGCCGACUUGGGCCGUUACGUGGAUUUCACGCGUUCGGACCUCAACAUUGAUGACUUCACUGGAAAACAUCAUGUCCCCAGAGGUAGAGGGUCCGAACUAGAUCUUCCGCUACCCUCAUCUUCUAGAGAGGUUACCGCUGACUUGAGGGGCCCUCGAAUCAGAAAAGCUGCCCUGAACGCCGACAGCAUCUUGUAUCCGAGUCAUGCCGUGAAGGCUGCCCACACUCAAAUUGACGGCAGCUGGUCAUAUUCACAAAUGAAAGCUCCAGAUAACUCUGAGGAAUACCUCGUGACCGUUUUCCCCAAACAAGAAGAAAGCGAGAACACGCUAAAACAAAAGUACGGCACGCUUGGGGAGCUUAACUUUAGCUCCGGUGACAUCAACCUGGAUGUUCCCGAUCAUGAUGAGCUGAGAAGCCCCGCAUUCCUCGUCUCCAAUCUCGUUUAGCAGGAUUGCUGCAAUAUCUUUACUGAAAAUUGCUGUUUUUUCUAUGAACUGUGCAAUAUUAUGAUAUGUGUACUGUAUAUAUAGAUUUCUUUUGUCAUUCCUCUGAUUUUGUUUAGGUAUUCUUCUGACAUUUUUUAUGUGAGCCUUGUAAUGUUCUUCUUUGCAAGGUUCUUCUGCUGUUCCUUUUUUCUGGUGACGUUCCACUGACAUUCCUCAACUUUUCCUCAUAUUAUUUUGUUUGUUUAUCUGGCAUUUUCCUGUCAUUAUCCUGUUCUAUUACUGUUUCUCUGACAUUCUUCUGAUCUCAUUUUCCUAUGUUGCUCUUGUUGUACUCUUUUGAUAUAUCUGUUUCGUUCUCCUGAUGUUUUGGUUUUCCUGUGAUAUUCUUAGGAUUCCAAUGAACAGUACUUACUGUUGUUGUAGUGGGUACGCAGUUUUAAGAGUUAUGUACACUGACCUCUUUUGCAUUUAUCUAUUUUAUCCCCCCAUGAUUUACUUUGCUACCACAUUACAUAAAUUACACCACCGAUGGAUAGGCCAAUGAGGGCCAGUUGAAUGUCGAUAACGCUCGACAGACCACAUACCAAUGGGUUUCUUCGUGGGUAUUGCCGAAGUUAAGGUACACUUCAGAAAACUGCACGCUACUGAUUAUUUGUGAAGUUAUAAUACAACAUUUAAAAGAAUUGAUCAAAAUCAAGACCUAUGGGAUGGAAUGGGCUUGAGUGUUGAAAUAUAAAGGCUGUAUUUAAUAGUAAAUUCUAUGUUAUUUUUAAUUGUGACUUAACAAAGCAAUUGUUUUUAAAUCAGAUUUUGCACCAAACUCUGUAUAUAACAUAUUCACAUACAGUUUAUGUCAAGUACAUACCUCAAUACUAACUAGUGUGAAUAGAUAGGAUGUGUUAAAAUAUUUAAAUGUCAUUGAAUGGUA
Molecule: messenger RNA, 7972 nt
Organism: Corythoichthys intestinalis (scribbled pipefish)
Lineage: Eukaryota; Metazoa; Chordata; Actinopteri; Syngnathiformes; Syngnathidae
Product: neuroblast differentiation-associated protein AHNAK-like
Exons: 4
Coding region: 2314-7044 (1576 amino acids)
Biological process (GO): regulation of RNA splicing
Cellular component (GO): nucleus; cytoplasm
Source: RefSeq, a predicted model, not a curated record